AUGAAUUAGGUGUAAUAGGAGCAAUCAGCUUUUGAUAAAGUUUCCUUAUUUACUGUUGUCUCCCUAUCAUUAGUAAGCUUUUUAUUUUACUAAUUCACAUCAAAACCAGAACUCUAUGGAGGGGAUGGGUGUAUAGCAUUAAGAGAAUGUGCAUAUUUUAUAGUUUGGCUAUACAUAGUGUAUGUCAUUAUAAUUUGGUAAAUCUUUAUACAAUUUAAACUAGCAUAAUGAUUUAAUGGAAAAUCUCAUCCAAUUCCAAGAUAAAGCUGUAUGUAUCUGGAAUUUUGCUGAUUGGAUUUAUCAUUAGCAAUAUAUUUUUAAUUAUCCAAUAUUUUAAAAAUGAACCUUGCAAUUUAUUAAGAUAUGUUAUCUUUUGGUAUUUGAUUCUAAUGUCUAUCACAUUUUUGUUAUUUAUGAGUAUAGUGGGAGCAAUAAUUUAUAUGAUGUGA
This is a messenger RNA of Paramecium pentaurelia, 449 nucleotides long. The record is from the annotation of a GenBank genome assembly. NCBI's taxonomy places the organism in Eukaryota, Ciliophora, Oligohymenophorea, Peniculida, Parameciidae.